AUGCUUUACAGCUCAUUAAAAAGCACGCAGAACCGGGAAUAUAUGAAUACCUUCAUCCGUCAUCAUUCGAUUCUAGCAGUCAUUACGUUCGCGCUUUAAAAGAUGAUGUUUUUGGUGAUAGAUUAAGAAAUGUCUUUAAAAGAUUUAACAUAGUUUCG
Messenger RNA from Scutellospora calospora, 158 nucleotides. Lineage: Eukaryota; Fungi; Glomeromycota; Glomeromycetes; Diversisporales; Gigasporaceae. The record is from the annotation of a GenBank genome assembly.